AUGCAUGGAACUGGCAGUUUAAUACAAUAUUUAGUUACUACCUAUUAUGUUCAUUUAACUUCGAUAUUAAUAGUUUACGAUUCAAGCAAUAUUAUUUUUAACGAAUUACAACAACAAUAUCUAGAUGAUGUUCAGCAGGUCUUUGAAAAUCAAUCAAGACAUGGCAAUACAAUUGGUUUACAAUGGAUUAAUAUUGCAAAUUUUAAUGAAACUGAUGAAGAUUUAAAUGAGCAAAUAUUAGGUGCAGUCGACUUAGUAGCUGUUGAGGGGUUCAUAACAAUACUUGCAAAUACUUCACGAUUUUUACAUGCCCGCUACUAUGCAACACGCUAUACAACUCUACGCCUUAAGGAUAAAAUCUAUUUGUUUUUAUGCGAAUCAGAGGAGAAUCCUAAAGAUUUUUUAGCCAACGAGGUACUGCAGUUUUAUCCUCAUCAUUUGAUGGUAAUACCUGAAACCAUAUAUCCUGAAUCUAAUAACAAUGUUGAUGUCACCACUACUGCUACUUCUACUACUAGGAUUACUGAUUCGCUGUCGUCCUUUUUUAACACUAAUAUUGAUGUUACAAACAACAAUAACUACAACAACUACAAAUACCGCGGCAUCAAUUUUGAAUUGUGGACACAACAGUACGGUGGUGCAGAAGGCAAUUUAAAUGCCAUAUACCUAGAUACGUACAUUAGUGGUAAUGGAACAUUUGCCAAAAAUGUUCAACUUUAUCCAAAUAAACUUUGGAAUCUACAACAACGUACAAUGAGAAUUGGUUCUUUAACUUAUGUACCAUACGUAAAAACUUAUUAUGUGUCUCCCGAUCAAGGGAAUGUGGAUUCUAUCAAAUCUAAAGGUCCUAAAAAAACUGUGCAAUUUAUUGGUGUUGAAGCAGAACUGAUGAAAUCUUUUUGCCAAAUUCGAAACUGUCAUUUAAGAGUGAAACCUUAUGCUGCUGACAAUUGGGGCAUUAUCUAUGAUAAUGGUUCUGCCGAGGGAAUGCUAGGUGAUCUUUAUAAACAAAACACUGAAAUGGCUAUAGGUUGUAUUUACAAUUGGUAUAACGAUGUAACGGAAACGUCAAGAUUUAUAGCCAGAUCUGCGGUAACUAUUUUAGGACCAGGACCUGCGCAAUUUCCUCGAUGGCGCACCAAUAUAAUGCCAUUUUCUUAUGGUUUAUGGUUAUUUCUUGUUUUCACCAUGAUUAUGUGCUCAAUAAUGUUUCAUUUCAUCAAAUACACUUCAUAUCGUUUUAAGCAUAUUUAUUCCGCGAGGCAAAAUAAAUACCGCAGUAUUAAGAACUAUGAAAAAACGUUAUUGGAUAUAUUUGCAGUAUUUAUACAACAACCUUCAGCAGAUACUGUUUUGCAUCGUGUUGCAUCACGCAUAUUUUUAGCAUUUCUAUUGUGUGCUACCAUAACAUUGGAAAAUACCUACAGUGGCCAAUUAAAGUCUAUAUUGACAAUGCCUUUGUUUAAUGAGCCUGUGGAUACCAUGCACAAAUGGUCCUUAACUGGCUGGAAAUGGGCGGCUCCUUCUAUAAUAUGGGUACAUACGGUGGAGAAUUCAGAUUUAGCCAUGGAACAACGUUUGGCUAAACAAUUCGAAGUUCGAGAUUAUGAAUUUCUAUAUAAUGCCACAUUUUGGGACAACUAUGGUUUCGGUGUUGAAAGAAUUUAUAGUGGUUCAUUUUCAUUUGGGGACUACAUAACAGGAGCAGCUUUAGAAAAUAAAAUUGUACCAAAAGACGAUUUGUAUUUCGAUUGGACUCGUGCUGUAGCUGUUAGAGGUUGGCCAUUAAUGCCAUUACUUGAUCGCCAUAUAUCUUUCUGUUUGGAAACCGGCAUCUACAUACAUUGGGAAAGACAUUUUAGUUACAAAUUUUUGGAUCAUCAAGUGCAGGACAUAUUAAAAAAGCUAGCCUCGGGAUCUAAACCCAAGUCACCGCCCCAAAUGCUAUCGAUUGAGCACAUAUCCGGUCCUUUGUUCAUCUUGCUUUUUGGUUACUUACUGGCAUUUCUUGUUUUGAUGGGAGAAUUAUUCGGACAUCGUUUAAAGAUGAAAUUUUUACCAGGAGGUCGUUAUUUAAUUAAAUUUAAAUAAUUACACUGCGAUAAUUGUGUUAUUAACAUUCACAUUGUUAACUAUAUCUUAUUUAUGAAUAGUUCUUACGUUUCGUUUACCAAA
This is a messenger RNA of Lucilia cuprina (Australian sheep blowfly), 2175 nucleotides long. RefSeq lists its product as uncharacterized. The coding region runs from base 1 to 2091 and encodes 696 amino acids. NCBI's taxonomy places the organism in Eukaryota, Metazoa, Arthropoda, Insecta, Diptera, Calliphoridae. The transcript has 11 exons. Gene Ontology annotation, molecular function: ligand-gated monoatomic ion channel activity. Gene Ontology annotation, cellular component: membrane. The record is from RefSeq and is a predicted model, not a curated record.